Molecule: messenger RNA, 402 nt
Organism: Echinostoma caproni
Lineage: Eukaryota; Metazoa; Platyhelminthes; Trematoda; Plagiorchiida; Echinostomatidae
Source: the annotation of a GenBank genome assembly
UUUUUAUCACUUUCUAAAGUAAGAAUGUUUAAUUCCGUCUUCUUUGAAAUAUAUUUUUCAGAACUUUGUCUACUCCCCGUGGAUCCCGGGCCCUGUUUCGGAGGCAUAAAAAGUUGGGCGUGGGACAGUAACGAAGGUACUUGUGUCCCAUUCUUGUAUGGUGGCUGCAGAGGCAAUCGAAAUCGUUUUCACUCCCGAAGGUCCUGUGAGAGGAGAUGUGUCGUACGAUUGGAAACCCCGAAAACAGUCGAGAGGUCGAAGUACCGAAACGUACACCCGAACACUCGUAGACUGACACUUGAUCGUGCAGCCGAAUCAAGUGACUUCAAAGGAGCAAGUCGACAGGUACACAAAAAUGACACUGCACAAGCAGAUAUCUUGCAUGGGAAAUCACCAUCAUGA